CUUUCUCACACGCGUGAUUGACUCAACACGUACUACAAAAACCAAUUCAACUAAAGAAAAGUAAAGUAAAAUGCUCAACACCUCAAAAUAACAAUGCCGGGCAGCAGUUCAGUGUUUCUACCAUCCAGGGGACUGGGUUACGUGAGUAAUCACGUUCCUCUGCAAGUGCGUUACAUCAAAAGCAGAAAAGAGAAUCUGAUAGUCACAUGUGUAGGGAAAUCCUUUCACACGUACGGCAUCUCCCACUUCGGUUUGCUCAGCGUAAGCCCAUUGCAUCCAGACGAUAUCAAUUGCAUGACUUCGGACGCUUACCACAUUUACACUGCAGUGGGGAAAGUUAUAUACGCGUGGAGAAGAGGUACCGAAUUAAAGCACACGUACAAAGGCCACCAGCACAACGUGCGUUUAAUGAUACCGUUCGGCGCUCAUUUGGUCUCCGUAGACGAAUCGAACAACGUGAAAAUAUGGGAUAUCAAAGCGGAGACGGUGUACACGGAGUUAUUGUUCAAUUCGGAGAAUUUCAACGUAAGCGCCAUAUUGCACCCCAGCACGUACAUCAACAAAAUCCUGCUGGCCAGCGACACGGGCGGGAUGCAACUGUGGAACAUCAACAACGCCAAGUUGAUUUACACCUUCAAAAAAUUCAAUGCCGGAGUUAGUUGUCUGGAACAGGCGCCGGCUAUCGAUGUGGCCGCAAUCGGUCUGAGCACCGGUCGAAUAAUCCUGCACAAUCUGAAAUACGACGAGACCAUAAUGGAGUUUACGCAAGAUUGGGGCUUGGUGACUUCGAUAUCUUUUCGAACCGAUGGCAAUCCGAUUAUGGCGACCGGUAGCGCUUGCGGGCACAUCGUAUUUUGGGAUCUGGAGGAACGAAGGGUAUCCAGCCAAUUACAGUACGCUCACGAUGGGCCUGUUACCGGUAUGGUUUGCCUCCCGAACGAACCGUUAGUCAUUACAUCCUCGCCCGAUAACACACUAAAAUUAUGGAUAUUCGAUAUGACCGAUGGGGGCGCGAGGCUCCUGAGAAUACGAGAGGGUCAUUCAGCCACACCGUCCUACGUUCGUUUCCACGGCUCGAACGGGCACAACAUUUUGAGCAGCGCCGGCGAUUCUACGUUGAGGAUAUUCAACACUCAAACCGAACAAUUCAACAAGAGCCUGGGCAAGGCUUCGUAUAACAGGAAAAUCAGCAAAAAAAGAGGCAGAGCCGUGGAGGAUCCGCUCAAGAUGCCUCCGAUAGUGCAAUUUACGUCGGAGGUAACGAGAGAAAAGGAGUGGGAUAAUAUUGCGGCGGUGCACAGUGAUAUUGCUUUGGUGACGACCUGGUCGUACGAUAAAAUCAAAAUGGGCGAUUUGAAAUUGUUGCCGGAAAGGUUCCACAAAAAGAAUAAAGAUGUUAAUUUAGAUGUUGUUGCUACUUGUUUAAGUCUAACUCAUUGCGGUAAUUUCGUUUUAGUCGGUUAUAGUACAGGACAUGUAGAUAGAUUUAAUAUGCAGUCCGGGCACUGGAGAGAUACUUAUGGUAACCCAUCAGCGCAUAAAAAUCAAAUCCGAGGGACAUCGAGCGAUACUUUGAAUCAAGUAGCAAUCACGGGAGGCGGCAGUAAAAUCAAAUUUUGGAGAUUCAAAUGCAAAGGAACAUCGCCGAUCGCUGUGAUUCCUCUCGAAGAAUCCAUAAGUUUCUUCAGAUCGCAUCGAGAGAGUUCGAUGUUGGCCAUAGCCUUAGACGAUUUUUCCGUCGACAUUAUGGAUAUUGAUAUGAAGCGAAUAGUAAGGAAAUUCUCUGGACACACGGCUCAACUUACGGACGCCACUUUCAGUCCGGAUUCUCGCUGGCUAGUGACGUCUUCCAUGGAUUGCUCGAUAAGAACUUGGGAUAUUCCUUCUGGACAGUUAAUCGAUGAAUUCGCAACAGACGCCGCUUGCGUAUCGUUGGAUUUUUCUCCCACCGGUGAAUCAUUAGCAACGGCUCACGUGGAUUAUUUGGGCAUUUUUCUAUGGAGCAAUAAAACGUUGUACGUUAAGAUAACGUUGAAACCUCUAACGCCUAGUGAAAACCCACCGUUAAUGGUACUGCCCGAAUGUAGACAAGAAACCGUCGAAGAAGAAGAAGAUGAAGAAAUCAAAACUGAAGAUGAAGAAUUCAUUUCACCUGCUCAAAUCAGCCGAGAUUUAAUCACUCUCUCGGGUCUUGCGACGUCGAGAUGGCAAAAUCUACUCGAUCUCGACGCGAUUAAGCGGAGGAACAAACCCAAGGAGCCCCCGAGAGCGCCCAAAGCGGCGCCUUUCUUCCUUCCUACCGUAUCGUCUCUAAACAACAUACAAUUCGAUAUACAACCGGAAUCAGAGGACCAGAGUAAACUCAUCGCUCCCGUUACUUUCGUCAAUUUAACGGAAUUCGGUAAACUGUUGCAACGCCGCAAUUACGAAGUGGCUAUGGAGAAAUUGAAGACUUUGGGCCCUUCCAUGAUCGAUUUCGAAAUUAAAUCUUUGUCGCCGGAUAACGGAGGAUCCGUCGAAGUUAUGUUGGAGUUUAUGAAGUGCUUGGAAUUCGUUUUGAAAUCUAACGGGGAUUUCGAGUUGGCCGAAGCGUAUUUGAGCGUGUUUUUGAAAUGCCACGGGAUUGUUUUGGCUCAAAACGAGUCGCUCAGGCAGUAUUUACCGCACGUCAUGAGCUGCCACAAUGUUGCCUGGGAGAGGCUGCAAGAGAAGAUUCUGUAUUGUACUUGCGUUGUUCAAAAUUUAAAAACUAUGUAAUAUAUGAUAUAUUUC
Molecule: messenger RNA, 2772 nt
Organism: Phyllotreta striolata
Lineage: Eukaryota; Metazoa; Arthropoda; Insecta; Coleoptera; Chrysomelidae
Source: the annotation of a GenBank genome assembly